Panthera uncia (snow leopard) is the source of this 2560-nucleotide messenger RNA. RefSeq names its product zinc finger CCCH-type containing 10 (gene ZC3H10). Bases 611 to 1918 code for a protein of 435 amino acids. The record is from RefSeq and is a predicted model, not a curated record. The transcript is spliced from 3 exons. NCBI's taxonomy places the organism in Eukaryota, Metazoa, Chordata, Mammalia, Carnivora, Felidae. Gene Ontology annotation, molecular function: metal ion binding.
AGGCGGCUCUUUGUCGAAGCUAGAGGACCGGCAGGCGGCAGCAGCAACUACGGCGGCGGCGGCAGGUGAGGGAGGCGGGAGACUUAGGUGGAGGCCGCGCCCGGAGGGGAGGAGUCGGGGCCGGCCCAGCAGCUGGGCUCGGCUGGGCUACACAAGGCCCCCCAGGACCGAGCUGGUUCUUCCUCAUGCCCCAGGGCCGAGCCCUUUUUCUGACUGACCCUGCUUCGCGAGCAAACGCCAGCUCCGUGACGUCACAGCCCUGCCCAUCCCCGCAGCUUGAUGUCACCUGGAGUCCCCCCUUUCCGCUUCACUUGUGCUCCCUUAGUGUCCUUUUCGCCUGGUCCACGGCUGAGCGCGGGUCGCACUGCACAGAACCUAGCAAGCUGGAAGACUUGCUGCAUAAAACUCUUAGGACUUCUUUUCCAAACUCUGGGGUGUUGAGAAGCGUCAUAAUCACCGCCCCCAAGUCUAAUCAGCCAUCCCAUUGCCCUAACCCAGCAGUGAUGUGGAGGUGGAGACCCACAGGAGCCCCGGACUUCACCUGAGCUACCUCAGCGGUCACCAAGGGUGGCAAGAAGAGGAAGAAAGCCCUGAGUUGGGGGGGACCAGAAUGCCUGACCGGGACAGCUAUGCCAACGGCACCGGGAACAGCGGUGGAGGCCCUGGAGGAGGUGGCAGCGAGGAGACCAGUGGGGCAGGGGCAGGCAGUGGCGGGGCCAGCUCAGAUGCCAUCUGUAGAGACUUCUUGAGGAAUGUAUGCAAGCGAGGCAAGCGUUGCCGCUAUCGUCAUCCAGACAUGAGUGAGGUAUCCAACUUGGGGGUGAGCAAAAAUGAGUUCAUCUUCUGCCAUGACUUCCAGAACAAGGAGUGUAGCCGCCCAAACUGCCGAUUCAUCCAUGGCUCCAAGGAGGAUGAAGAUGGUUAUAAGAAGACAGGAGAGCUUCCCCCUCGGCUGAGGCAGAAAGUGGCAGCCGGCCUGGGCCUUUCACCAGCUGACUUGCCGAAUGGCAAAGAGGAGGUCCCUAUCUGCCGUGACUUUCUCAAGGGUGACUGCCAGAGAGGAGCCAAGUGCAAGUUUCGCCACCUGCAGCGGGAUUUUGAGUUUGAUGCUCGAGGUGGAGGAGGCACUGGUGGUGGUGGUGCAACAGGCCCAGUCCCCCCAGGACGACGUCACGACCUCUAUGAUAUCUAUGACCUCCCUGACAGGGGCUUUGAGGACCAUGAGCCAGGCCCCAAGCGCCGGCGAGGUGGAUGCUGCCCCCCAGAUGGCCCCCAUUUUGAAUCCUAUGAAUAUAGCUUGGCUCCACCCCGAGGGGUGGAGUGCAGACUGCUGGAGGAGGAGAAUGCCAUGCUCAGGAAGCGGGUGGAGGAGCUUAAGAAGCAGGUCAGCAACCUGCUGGCCACCAAUGAGGUACUGCUGGAACAAAAUGCCCAGUUCCGCAAUCAGGCCAAGGUCAUGACCCUGAGCUCUACUGCACCAGCAACUGAGCAGACUCUGGCCCCCACUGUGGGCACUGUUGCCACUUUUAACCAUGGCAUUGCCCAGACUCACACUACUCUCAGCAGCCAGGCUCUACAGCCUCGCCCUGUAUCCCAGCAAGAACUGGUGGCCCCCACUGGAGCUCCAGCUGCUCCCCCAACUAAUGCUGCACCUCCUGCUGCUCCACCACCCCCACCCCCACACUUGAACCCAGAGAUCACGCCAUUGUCAGCUGCUCUGGCUCAAACAAUUGCCCAGGGAAUGGCACCCCCACCUGUCUCCAUGGCUCCUGUGGCUGUAUCUGUGGCUCCUGUGGCCCCAGUGGCUGUAUCGAUGGCCCAACCCUUGGCAGGAAUCACAAUGAGCCACACCACCACUCCCAUGGUGACUUACCCCAUCGCUUCCCAGAGCAUGCGUAUCACAGCCAUGCCACACUGAUGGGGCUAAUGGACACUCCCCUGGUAUAGCCUCCCAGGGCUGGGGUCGAGGGGCCCUUACCCACUCGCCUAGCCCUCUCAGGCCCUGUCUGAAGGGCUCACUCAAGAACUAGGACAAGAGACUACAAGGAGUUUGCUUCUGAGAAAGGGUUGGGCUGGUCUGUUUUCUCUCACCUCCCUUUUAUGAGGGUCCUCUUGUCCAUCUUCCUUCAAGCCUCACAGAGGGGGCUUUCAUAGGAGUGCAGACUGAAGCCAGCAGAGAGGAAGGACUGACUGAGGGGCUGUAUGUACCCUGAUGGGAAGAUGGGGACAUCCCUUGUCUUGUCCUCUCUUCUGCAUAGCACAGGUUCCAGCACUGGCUUUGGAAGGAAAAAAAAAAAAAAACCCUGCCCAGAGGGAAAGCCAGGAGAGAUUGGGAAGUGGGUGGCCAGGAGAGAAGGCCUAAUAGGAGCCUUCAGACAAUUGGGGGUCUAGUUGAGUUGGAGAAUACAGGAAACUGUUCCUGGGCCCAAGGGAAGGUGGGGACCAUAGUACUCCAGUCCGAAGACUAGGGGAGCAUUCAUUACCUUGGCUUGGCUUGGCAAUCCAUAGGGCAGGGCCCACCACUUUCCAAAGAAAUAAAAAAAGAAUUAUUUUUAACAAA